Glycine soja is the source of this 978-nucleotide messenger RNA. Its product is annotated as dehydration-responsive element-binding protein 1E-like. Lineage: Eukaryota; Viridiplantae; Streptophyta; Magnoliopsida; Fabales; Fabaceae. The transcript has a single exon. The record is from RefSeq and is a predicted model, not a curated record. The coding region runs from base 78 to 758 and encodes 226 amino acids. Gene Ontology annotation, molecular function: DNA binding; DNA-binding transcription factor activity. Gene Ontology annotation, biological process: regulation of DNA-templated transcription.
UCCUUCCUCAGCUAAAACCAGAAACUCCAAAUACCUCACUCCACAGUUGAACAACAACACCAACACCAACUUCUGGAAUGAACAUUUUCAAAUCCCCACUGGACCAUGAUUUGAACUGUGGUGGAAUAUUCCACGACUCAGCAGAAGCAUCUUAUUCGUCUGAAACAAGGAGCACCCCCUCAGACGAAGAAGUGAUUCUAGCGUCAGCGCGGCCAAAGAAGCGAGCGGGAAGAAGAGUCUUCAAGGAGACAAGGCACCCCGUCUACCGAGGAGUGCGUCGCAGGAACAAGAACAAGUGGGUCUGCGAGAUGCGAGUCCCCAACAACAACUCACGGAUUUGGCUCGGGACAUACCCAACGCCCGAAAUGGCCGCACGUGCGCACGACGUUGCGGCGCUCGCGCUCAGGGGAAAGUCCGCGUGCCUCAACUUCGCGGACUCCAGGUGGCGGCUGACGGUGCCGGCGACCACCAACGCGGAGGAGAUACGGCGAGCGGCGGGGGAGGCUGCUGAGGCAUUUGCAGUUGCAGAUGGGGACGACGUUAAUAUUGACCAACAGCAGAGUGUGAUGGCCACGAAUGAUGAUGAAGUUCAAGAGCCUCUCCAGCAGGAGGAGGUUCAAGACUUGCAUGAUUUGCUUUUGAGUAUUGCGAAUGAGCCUUUGAUGUCUCCUCCACCCUGUGCAAGAGAUGGUAGGGACUGGAAUGACGUGGACAUAUUUGAUGAUGAUGAAAUCUCACUGUGGAACUUCUCAAUUUGACGCGUACGUCAUUAAGAGUAUGACUGUAUGCAUGUUUGAUGAUAAGCGAAAACACCUUUUUGUGUGUAUGCGAUUUUCUAUAUUUUUAGGGACCUGUUGUGUGUAGAUAAAUUAAGUAGCACUCGAUUGAUUAAGUUGAGUGGAGUUAAACAUAUUGUAGUUGUAUGUAUGAUUUGUUUCGUGAUUAAAUUUUAAUGACAAGUACAGUUGGCAAAUUCAA